Penicillium samsonianum is the source of this 1542-nucleotide messenger RNA. RefSeq lists its product as uncharacterized. The record is from RefSeq and is a predicted model, not a curated record. Bases 1 to 1542 code for a protein of 513 amino acids. Gene Ontology annotation, biological process: transmembrane transport; metal ion transport. NCBI's taxonomy places the organism in Eukaryota, Fungi, Ascomycota, Eurotiomycetes, Eurotiales, Aspergillaceae. Gene Ontology annotation, cellular component: membrane. The transcript has 7 exons. Gene Ontology annotation, molecular function: metal ion transmembrane transporter activity.
AUGGCAGCGAAUGCUCCAGUAAACAUCAACUACUGGCGGUGGACGUUGCCUUCAGGUACCGCAUCACCGGCUCCUCAACCAUCGAUGCCGGGAGAUGAGAAUCUGCCGGAGCUCCAGGAUUUGGACCAGACUGAAUUGCUGGCAGAGGAUUUCUAUAGAAAGCCGGGGAUUCAUGUCAUCAUCAUGCCUAAAGUGGAAGAAGGAAUCUUAAAAGCUGAGGGAAGUGAAGAAUUGUGCAGACAAUUAUUAAAGAAAUUCUUUCUUCCAGAAUUCUUCUUUCGAAGACUAGGCUGGAAUGCAAAUGGAAUGUUUGGCAGCACUGAAAAUCUGUCACAAACUGAUGAAGAAACAAGCUAUGGAACAUUCUCGCGUUUUCUUUCCAAGAAAGUGAGGGAGAAAGACCCUGCAAGGCCACCCACGCCAAAAAGCGAGCACGACGAAGAUCUAGUCCCAACCCUUACCCCAAACUAUGAGGGUGAUUGGCAUUAUAUGGCCUUUUGUACCUUGUGGCGGUCUUCGGCUCUUAAUUCAGAGACAGAUAACGGCCAAGCCAAACCGGAGGAAUCUGCUGACGAAACCAAUAUUCUUCUAUGUUUCGAUCUUGACGACGAUAUUGUCCUUCGGCUAAGACGCCUACUGCAUAACACAGACCUCAGGAAUUGGAAGGAAGAGCCAUUCCUGAUGCUAGAGUUUGCACUUAGUAUCGUGGUGGACCAGUGCGAGGAAGAUUUGUGGAGUUUCCGGAAGCCAGUGCGGGUUAUAGAGCAGACGCGUGGCAAGGAGCUACCCCAAGAAACCGACUCUUCUGACAACGACAAGACAUUCGAGAACCUCGUCGAACGAUACAGCCGGCUUCACGAAUUAUCACGCCAUGUGAUUCAUAUCUCCGAGACAAUGAAUGCGGCCUCUGGCAACCUUAAGGCAAUUGUACGAGACCAUGAUCUAUGGAUCCAGUCGAAGACUCGUUCCUCCGCAGCAACAAAGCGACUAUCGAAAGCGCUUCUGCUUCGUGAAAACAUGAUCUCCAAUUUGAAUUUUCGGGCCAAGGCAUUUGUGAGUCGGAUGGAUAACGAGAUCAAGUGUGCCUCCAACUUUGUUGCCGUCGCGGACAGCAAUAUCUCCAAAGGUAUUCUGAAGCAAACUCGGAAUGAAGGAAAACAAUUGUACGACACUGUGUCUGCUCUAACAUUGCUAUUUUUGCCGAGUACUUUUAUCUCGGGAUUCUUCGGAAUGAAUUUCUUCACUCUCCAAACCAACGAGACAACGCAAAAGUUACAGUGGGAGACCCAUCCGAAGAUCUGGAUGUUCUUCGUUUGCGCAAUUCCAAUCACCAUACUGGGCUUCUUCAUUCCCGUGCUAGAAUUCAGCUUCCUUGAUUUGAUCCAGGACAUGCAAGAAUUCAUGCGUGUCAUUUUCGGUCAAGCAGAAAAGUCAGACGUCGAGAAUCCCAGCCCUAGGAUCUCGACCGCUUCAGAUAAGCCAAGAAGGUCUUACAGGAGUUUUGGAUUCUCCAGGCGUGCUACAUUCGGCCCUACACCCUAG